This is a messenger RNA of Bactrocera tryoni, 2257 nucleotides long. Its product is annotated as alpha-(1,3)-fucosyltransferase C. The transcript is spliced from 3 exons. Gene Ontology annotation, molecular function: alpha-(1->3)-fucosyltransferase activity. Lineage: Eukaryota; Metazoa; Arthropoda; Insecta; Diptera; Tephritidae. The coding region runs from base 476 to 1783 and encodes 435 amino acids. The record is from RefSeq and is a predicted model, not a curated record. Gene Ontology annotation, cellular component: membrane.
CUCUAUUUCCAACAAGACGGUGCGCCGCUUCAUGUUUGACGUCUAAUCAUGAACACAAUGCGUGCAAAGCUUGGCGGCUCUUUAAUUUCGAAAAAUGAUUCAAUCAAAUGGGCCAAGAUCAUGCGAUUCAACGUGUCUAGAUAAUAGGUAUGUUAAAUCAAAGUUAUGCGCCAAUCAACCAGCAACGCUCAAGAAGCUCAAAGACAACAUUCAGACCACAAUAGACGAAAUUCCAGCAGAAAUGCUGCACCGGAUCAUCGAAAAUUGGUGUAAAUGGGUGGAGCGUCACCGGCACAUGCUUAUCUAAUCAAAUAAACAACUCAGCGAUGGACUGAAGUGCGAACUUUGCGCGGCAAGAAGUGAGCUAAUCGAAGAACUAUUAUCGAUACUACAUAACUACAUCGCGACAUACAGACAAAUUUCGGUUGGCCAAUCGGUGGUUGAAUCGAGCACGCACUCAUUUGUUGGCGCUGCCAUGCGUUAUACCGAACGCCGGUCUAUUGACGCUUCGCUGCUCGAGCGUAGUGGCGAUGAGGAAGCGAACGCAGUUGAAAACGUCGCGUACGUAACGAAGGACACGAUGUACAAACGUAAAAAGUGCACCAUACUGCUCGUGAUUUUUGUGACUUGUGUCAGUUUUCUGGGUAUCGUGCAUUUGCUGAGUAAUGCGCCCGAAUUUAAUCAGUACCGAAUAUUACGCGCCUAUCAGCAACAAAUUCGAAAUGAAGCAACAGCUGUCGACGCCGGCCGACCGCGCACCAUACUCUUGUGGAAUAGUUUUUUCAAAAAUAAACGUUGGGGCUUCGACGAGGAUACGCUUGGUCCGGACUACUUUCGCGAUAAAAUGAAUUGUCCGGUGUACCGUUGUGAUUUGACGAAUAACCGCGACUUUUUACCUGCAAUUGAAAUGUACGAUGCAGUGCUCUUCCAUGUGGCCGAACCGUUUCCGCUAUUGCAUUCCGUGCCGCGCGUACGUGCGCCGCAUCAGCUGUACGUGUUUGCCUUAAUGGAACCGCCGGGCGAGACUAAACAUGUGCUCUCCGACGAGGGUGGCUUCUACAAUUUGACCAUGAGCUACCGACUCGAUUCGGACCUGCUGUGGCCCUAUCAAAUGUUCGAAGAUAUUGAAACUGGCGCAGAAGUGGCGCCGGCGAUCCGGCCCAAGUGGCGUCAACCGCCAGCCGUGUGGAAUGAUACGAACGUUUCGCAGUUAUGGGAGGGUAAAACUCGUAUGGCCGCUUGGUUUGUGUCGCAUUGUGAGACGCUGUCGAAACGUGAAAAAUUGGCAGCGGCAUUGCAGGAGCACAUUCCCGUGGAUAUUUAUGGGAAAUGCGGCAAUUUCAGUUGCCCCUACACCUCGAAUGAAUGUGAUGAACUAUUGGAUAAAAGUUAUAAAUUCUACUUCUCGUUUGAGAAUUCGCUAUGCAAUGAUUAUGUGACCGAGAAGCUGUAUAAUGCUAUGAAACGCUAUGUGAUACCAGUUGUAUUUGGUGGCGCCGAUUACAGUCGCUUCGUGCCACCACACUCGGUGAUAGAUGCUGAAGAUUUCGAAACCGCUGCAGAGCUUGCUGCGUACCUUCGUUAUGUGGCUACACAUCCGGAGGAGUAUAUGCGUUACUUCUGGUGGCGACGGUAUUAUCGUCUGACUUUUCGUUCCCCAUUUUGUGAUCUCUGUGCGAAGUUGCACAGUGUACCGUUUAGGCAGAAAACACAAACAUAUACGGACAUCGAGAAGUGGUGGAUGGGUGAUCAGUGUCGUUUUGAGGCUAAAAUUAAUUUUUAAAUUUCAGAGGGUGCAUAAAUCUAUGUAGAUAAAGUGCAGUUAUGUAUGUCUUUAUUUGUAACCUAAAGAUUGGUCGGUUUUCAUACUCUUAAGUAGUUAUAAAAAAGGAAAGUGCUGUUGUAUUAUAAAAGUAGUUUCUAUAUAAAUUAUUAGAUGUGUAUAUAGGCAUGAUAGAUAGCUGUCUUCGAUUUGCCAAACACUGCAGAGCAGUGAAUCGAACAAACAACUCGCAUAAAUGUGAAAUAUUCAUACAUAUCAGAAAGAGAUACAAAAUAAAGGGGCUAACAAUAUAUUCUCUUUUGCGAACUUGAUACUCGAAAUUUAAUUUUCACUUUUACAUGCAAAUUUUAUUGAAAAAAAAACAGAGCACAAAGUAAGGUAGCAGAGCAGUGGUGAAUCGAAGACAGUUUUAAAAAAUUUCAUUUAGAACAGUCUUCAGUUAAUACUAUAAGAAUAUAAUAUAUUUUGAACAAA